Petromyzon marinus (sea lamprey) is the source of this 1433-nucleotide messenger RNA. The record is from RefSeq and is a predicted model, not a curated record. NCBI's taxonomy places the organism in Eukaryota, Metazoa, Chordata, Hyperoartia, Petromyzontiformes, Petromyzontidae.
GUUAAAGUCGCGAGCUGUCCCCCUACCCACCGCAUAGACCGAGCGAGACUCCCCAACGCACUCAGUGACCAUCGCCUGCCGCUGGCUGGCUCGGGUACGGUGCGAAAGAAGUCCUCCACCACCGCCAGAAUGCAUUGGGCUCUUCGCUGCCUGCUGCUGAGCGCCGUGAUUGGCUGCCUGCAUGCGACCAAGGACAGUGGACGAUUCGCAAAGGAGGAUGACGCCCGCAAAACCCACGGACCGUUCAGAGGCACAGACAAAGCUCCCCCAGAGGCCCCCUGUGACGUCUCACUAGCGCCCAGCCCCCAGGAGGUGGAGCGUGUCGUGGAGGCCAUCUUGGAGCUAGGCCUCAGCCUGUUCCGCGUGCUGGACAGCGCCCUGCCACCCACCACCAACAUCGUCAUCUCGCCAGUCAGCAUCGCCAUGGUGCUCGCUAACCUCGCCCUGGGUGCCGAGGGCGAGACCAAGCGGGAGCUCCUCGGCCUUCUCGCCCUCCAGAACGACUGUGACCACCGCAUCCUCCGCUUCGUGUUCGGCACGCUCGCCGAGGAGACCACCACAGUGGCGUCGCACGUGUUCCUGCGUCGAGCGCACAUCGAGGAGAGGUUCCGCUCCAGGCUGGCCGCGUUCUACAGCGCGGCCAGCAGCGAGCUGCACGGCAGUGCCCGGGAGGACGCAGAGCGAAUGAACGCCUGGGCCCUGCGCCACACCGGGGCCCGGCUCGGGGACCUCGUCACGAGCCUCGGCGCCGACACUCGCCUCGUGCUGCUCAGCGCUCUCUACUACAAAGGCGAGUGGAAGACGAAGUUCAACGUUGACUACACGGUGAAGAGGCAGUUCGUGCUCCCGAUGGGCCAGACGAAGAUGGUGGACAUGGUCCACGCGCCGUCCUAUCCCUUCCGCAUCAAGGACCUGUUUCCCUACCAGUUUGCCGAGUUCCCCUUCUGCAAGAACUCGAGCCUGGUCACGGUGAGCUCCCAGGAUUCGGACGAGGACUUCAGGGCGAUGCAGACGAACAUCCGCGCCUCCGACUUCCGUGCCGGACUCAGCAACAUGAAGGACGUUGUGAUGGCCGUGGCCAUUCCCAAGGUGACACUACGGGAGAAGGUGGACCUCACGAGGGCCCUGCAGGACAUGGCCCCCAAGCCCCUGACCCACCUCUUCUCCCCCGCCGCCGACCUCCGUGGCCUCUCCGCGGAGCGCCUGUGGGUGUCCGACGUUUCGCACUCGGCCUUCGUGCGCGUGGACGAGGAGGGCGCGGAGGCUGCGGCGGCGACGGCGGCGUCGGCCAGCCGCAGCCUCCGCGAGUUGGCCCUGGAGCGGCCCUUCCUCUUCCUGCUCAGAGACCGCCCCGCGCCGGGGUCGGCCGGCCUGCCGCUGCUGCUGGGACGGGUCGUGGACCCAGAGCCAUAGCAGCUGCACGGGGGGGCGUG